Enhydra lutris kenyoni (northern sea otter) is the source of this 1101-nucleotide messenger RNA. RefSeq names its product deoxyguanosine kinase. The record is from RefSeq and is a predicted model, not a curated record. Gene Ontology annotation, biological process: nucleobase-containing compound metabolic process. The coding region runs from base 16 to 891 and encodes 291 amino acids. Gene Ontology annotation, cellular component: mitochondrion; cytoplasm. Gene Ontology annotation, molecular function: ATP binding; deoxyguanosine kinase activity. The transcript has 7 exons. NCBI's taxonomy places the organism in Eukaryota, Metazoa, Chordata, Mammalia, Carnivora, Mustelidae.
GUACCGAGGGUGGAAAUGUUCGCGGCGGAAGUGGUAGCUGCGCAAGUUGUGGGUGGAAUGACUGCGGGCCGGCUCCUUCGAAGGCUGUUGCGAGCACCUUCCAGCUCCAUGGCUCGGAGCGCAGUCCGUGGCGUGUGCCCCUCCAGGGGCUUGCACGCGGAGUGCGGGCCUCGAAGGCUCUCCAUCGAAGGAAAUAUUGCCGUGGGAAAGUCCACCUUUGUGAAGUUACUCACGAAAACUUACCCCGAGUGGCACAUAGCUCCAGAGCCUGUAGCGACAUGGCAGAGUGUCCAGGCUGCUGGCACCCAAAAAGCCUUCACUGCCCAGAGUCUUGGAAACUUGCUGGAUAUGAUGUACCAGGAGCCAGCUCGAUGGUCCUACACAUUCCAGACGUUUUCUUUUAUGAGCCGCCUGAAAGUACAGCUGGAGCCCUUUCCUGAGAAACUGUUACAGGCCAGGAAGGCGGUACAGAUCUUCGAGAGGUCCGUGUACAGUGACAGGUAUAUCUUUGCGAAGAAUCUUUUUGAAAAUGGUUCCCUCAGUGACAUCGAAUGGUAUAUCUAUCAAGAUUGGCAUUCUUUUCUCCUGCGGGAGUUUGCUGGCCGGCUGAGAUUACAUGGCUUCAUCUACCUCCAGGCUACUCCCCAGGUUUGUUUGAAGAGACUCCACCAGAGGGCCAGGAAAGAGGAGAAGGGAGUUGAGCUGGCGUAUCUGGAGCAGCUUCAUGGUCAGCACGAAGCCUGGCUUGUUCACAAGACAACUGAGCUCCACUUUGAGGCUCUGCUGAACAUUCCAGUGCUGGUGUUGGAUGUCAAUGAAGAUUUUUCUGAAGAAGUAACCAAACAAGAGGAACUCAUGAAAAAGGUAAACACCUUUGUAAAGAAUCUGUAACCAGUACUGGGAUGUUCUGGCCAUGACCUGGGCUCUCUGACUUUCUAAAGCUGGAAAAAUCCUAAGUCCUGUACCUUGCCAUCUCCUUUUACCCCUAGAGUCCUCUGACCCUCGGGUCCCUGGUUUGUGUUAGUCUUUGACUUUGCAAUUCCCGUCUUUUAUAUCUCAAGGACUUCUAAAAUAAAGUGGAAGUUUUGCUUCUUUUGCUAA